CAUCCAGCAGCUGCCGGGCACUUGCAGCCCUCUCAUGAAUUUCUCUCUUUUUCUCCAAGGGGCUGACUGUUGUGGUUUCAAGGCUACUGUUUUCCAUCUCAUCACAGGAACACUGUAUCUUAUUGGACAAUGGAAUUUGUAUGGAAACAAAGGUGGUAUCUUCAGCUGGGCUGUAUAUUGAUGCUGAAUUUGGUUUAUGCCAAUCUAGAUUAUCACAAAGAAACUCCUCCAAGCCUGGGUCAGAUUGACCAUGAGUGCUGGGAGGUCUCAUCCCAUGGGUUGGUGGAAAUGAAGAAACUCAAGGUAGCAGAUACGAUCAUUGGUCUCUGGGACUUCAUGAUGUUCCUAAAGGAAUCCCCUAAGCCCAAGCACAAUGAACUCUUCAAUGAGUUAGCCCAGAACUUCUGGGAUAUGUAUGUAGACUGUGUGCUCUCAAGAUCCCAUGGAAUGGGCAGAAGACAAUUAGCAUCUCCCAAAUACUCUUCCAUAUACUCACAUAGAACUUUAGAAGGGUCUGCUUUCACCAAUCCAUUUUAGUCAAAAUAAAGAUACCUCAGCAAGGCAACAUCAAAAUGAAGGAGCACAAAAGCACGGCAUGUACUCGAGAUGCUUAGACAAGUCCACUGGCAUGGUUCAACCUUCUUUUUUUUCCUUUUCUUUGUAUAAAGCACUUAAUCACUGCUAAACUGAUAAGUAUGUGAACUCCCACAUUGUCACUUUUGCUUUCCUGUCUUGCAGUCUGUCAAGGUUGCCUUUAUCCCACUGCAUGUCUGAAUGCUUUUGUUUUGAGUUAAGACUUUUGUUGUCUCAGGUAAGCUUGUAAGUCUGAACCAGUUUCGUAUUUUUGAAAAGGCUCAUCUUUUCCAUUAAUUCUCUUUUUUUAAAGUUAAUUUGGGUGGAAGCCCAAUAUAUUUUUAUACUUUAAGCAAUGGAGAAAAUGUCAACAAACAUUUUAUACAGUCUUGCACAUAAAUUAGCUUCAAGAAUUGCAAAAAAGUGUGACAUCAAGCUAAAGGGAAGGAUUAUGCUUAUUGUAAUGCCUGUGCAGUCUUAACUUUGUAAUUUAUCACUGCUUAAUAUAGGCUGUGGAUUAAUUAAAGUAUUUUUCUAUGCAGCAAGGUCUG
Molecule: messenger RNA, 1124 nt
Organism: Melopsittacus undulatus (budgerigar)
Lineage: Eukaryota; Metazoa; Chordata; Aves; Psittaciformes; Psittaculidae
Gene: FAM237B
Product: family with sequence similarity 237 member B
Exons: 3
Coding region: 130-537 (135 amino acids)
Source: RefSeq, a predicted model, not a curated record